UGGGUAUAUAUGAUUUGUACUUUAAUUAGUUAGUUGAAAAUAAGUUGUAGUGUAGGUAAAAAGGAAAUUGUAGGAGGUCGAAAGGAAGUUGUAGUCGGUUGAUAGGAAGUUGUAGUAGGUCGAAAGGAAGUUACAGUAGGUCAAAAGAUAGUUGUAGCAGGUGGAUAGAUAGUCGCAAUAGGUCGUAAUAGGUUGGAAGCAGAUUUUUUAAGGUCGCAGAGAGGUCGCUGGUUGCACUUUACGUUUUUGCAACGUCAAAACAACUUUGUAUCGACUUAAGAUCGACGUCGUAAGGACGUCGGCAAGACCUAAGACAACGUCCCCCUGACGUCUUGUUGACGUCGGUUGGAAUGGAAUGGGGAUUGAACCGUUCUUUGACUAAGAACACCAAGAACGGAACAGAAUGGGAUGGACCAUUCUUCAACUAAGAAUGAACGGAACAGAACAAGAACAGAACGAUUGGAAAAAAGGAACGAGAACGGAUCGAUUUAGCUGAAGGCCCUUGUAUUAGAAUGGAAAGGAAUGUUUCCAAAAAGUCAGAAAUUGCCCAGCCCGAGCUGUACUGUUAUUUAAUCCUAAACAGGCUGGAAGAACAAGUAAGUAGUAUUCCAGUGCAUUGAAGUCUAAUCCUUCCUACAAUACAGCCACACAUAUGCUUCUCGUCAUAUUGCUCAUUACUAGCUCUGCUGCUGGGAAGAUUCAAGAUGAGUCUUUAGAAUGGGGCGAGGUGGGGUCAAGUUGGGAAGCAGACCAUGGUAGUGAAGAAGUUGAUGUGAUCCCUGAAAUACCGAGCAAUGGUAUCCAGAAACUUAGUGACUUGUUUAAACCUCUGCUAACCAGGAAGAAAAGUGUUAAAGAAUGUACAUGCAAAACAAUUAAACCAAGGGAAGAGGAAGAGGAGUUAACUAUGCUUGAACCAGAGGAAGUAUCUGAAAAAAAUAAUGGAACCACGGACUUGUCUCUUCCUAAAGAGAAUGGAACUGACUAUUCUAUUGGAUAUUGGAGCCCGGACUAUGACGUGAAACCCCGAGAUAAAUGUAAUCCUAAAACUCAAUCUUGGUCAGUAUCAAACGCAAUCUAUUGCUUGGACAAAUGUUCCAAGAAAAAAAAAUGUCCAACUAAAAAAACCUGCCAAAAAAUAUGUAUCUCUGAAUAUGAUAGUAUUUUGGAUUCACGUAUAGAAGAAGAUGCCUCUCAUCAACUUGGACUUUCAUCAUUAAAGGGAAAACAACUCCAUAAAGCAGUUUGCAGGAUAAGAAGUUGGGUCCAGAUAGGAGAUAUUUGUCAUCCAAAAUGCAAGAAAGUUUCUGACUGCCUCAAAUCAAAUCUAUCAAAUCAAGCACGUAAAGAUUUAAUAGAUCGUGUAAGAUGUGAAUCAAUUUGUGUUUAAAAGUAGCAUGUUUUUAAAACUCUUCUUGUAUUUUAUAAAAAACAUACUUUUGGUUGAAUCAUUUAAAAUUUUUAAGUUUUAUAUCCCUGUUCUUAAUAAAGCAUGUUUAAAGAUAAA
Messenger RNA from Eurytemora carolleeae, 1507 nucleotides. RefSeq lists its product as uncharacterized. The coding region runs from base 653 to 1390 and encodes 245 amino acids. NCBI's taxonomy places the organism in Eukaryota, Metazoa, Arthropoda, Copepoda, Calanoida, Temoridae. The record is from RefSeq and is a predicted model, not a curated record. The transcript is spliced from 5 exons.